Molecule: messenger RNA, 1104 nt
Organism: Verruconis gallopava
Lineage: Eukaryota; Fungi; Ascomycota; Dothideomycetes; Venturiales; Sympoventuriaceae
Exons: 2
Coding region: 287-1030 (247 amino acids)
Source: RefSeq, a predicted model, not a curated record
GGAUCGUGGCUUUUCGGGGAAUUGCCAAGCUUAAGCCCUUUGCCCAAACUUGGAGAAUCCCAGACUCUGAUCUCGACGCAGCAACCAACAUGCUCUCGCUAUACACUCGCUUUGUGCUCACACCUAGCUAUGCCCUCGAAAAGCGAGACUGGACUUCCAAUUGACUCCGUGGACACUUGAGGGCAUCAUCUUAGGUACGGUGAGCCUACGGCAAAGGGCUGGAAGAGCUGAUCAACAGAGUUCUAAUGAAAGGCACUUACUUUGUGAACUUAUCCGUAGCCGAGCCAUGAUUCGUCCAAGACCAACGGCUUGUAAGAUUCGUCUAGAUGUUGUGAAGAAGAGUAUAAAGCUCCUAAUACCAUCACGGGUGAAUCUGAUUCCUCAGAAGCUUCAGGAACCGCUUUGCGAACGCAUCUUCUCUGGACGCCAGGAUCAGUCAUUCGUUGCAGCACACACUAUCGUGCCUUUCGCCUCAGCUAUCAUGCGUUUCUCAUUCUUCGCUACAGCUCUGCUGUCCGCAACUGCAUUCGCAGCACCUUCCGCAAAGGCGGAAGCGGCGGAUCUUGCGGUUCGCUCACCAAAUGCCCUACCAGUUCCAGCCCCAGCUCCUGAGGCACUUCCCAUCGCCAACGCGGCUGCAGCUCCAUCUGUUGAUGACCUGGCGCCUUUGCUCAAUAACUUGAUGUCACGAUCACUGGAGGAGCGACAGGAUAUCCUGAGCAGCAUCACCGGUCUCAUCUCCGAUUUGGGUCCGAUUAUCCAAGCCGUCCUAUCACUCUUAAACGCGGAAACGAUCAACGAUAUCCACAGCAUUGUCACUCACGCUGCCGACCUUUUGGAUGACCAAGCUGAGCCCGCUGCAAAGAACUUGAUCCUCCAGGCCAAUAGAUUGUUGACGCCAAACAACACCGACAUUCUCGUCAACCUUCUGAACGACGUUGCACCACUCCUGAACCAACUUGGUCCCCUGAUUAGUGGAAUCUCAUCAUUGCUCUCUUCUCUACUCGGUAUCUUCUUGCCACAUUCUUAAGUAAUAUGUAACAGUGAUACAAAAGUACAACCCAAUUGAAGACGUGGAUAGUGGCUGUGAGCGAGAGGUGGGAG